Molecule: messenger RNA, 1365 nt
Organism: Cylas formicarius (sweet potato weevil)
Lineage: Eukaryota; Metazoa; Arthropoda; Insecta; Coleoptera; Brentidae
Gene: Vdup1
Product: arrestin domain-containing protein 4
Exons: 6
Coding region: 126-1142 (338 amino acids)
Biological process (GO): protein transport
Cellular component (GO): cytoplasm
Source: RefSeq, a predicted model, not a curated record
GAAUUCCCUCACUUCCACACGAAUUAAGCAAGCUUAAGCACCUCUCGCCAACCAGUUUGGUUAUGGUUAAGACAAUGAGAAUAAUAUUGUUUAAACAGAUUACGUAUUAACAAAUUUGUUCAAAAAUGCCGAGAAAAUUGCUAAAAUUCCUAAUUUUGUUCGACAAUACAUCUUUGCUUUAUUUCCCGGGUCAGUUUUUGUCCGGAAGAGUGUUAAUUGAACUACAAGACGACACACCUGCAUUGGGGUUGCAUUUGCAUGUAGUUGGCGAAGGGGUAGUGAGAGUGCGGACGUCUCGUCAAGAGAGGGUGUAUGACAAGGAAAAUUAUAUCGAUUUUAGAAUGAGACUUUUGGGUGAGCCAGGUCAAGGACCAUCGGUUCUAUCGCCCGGAAUUCAUAGUUUUCCGUUUAAAUUAGGGUUACCAUUGGGUCUUCCAUCGACUUUCUUAGGAAAACACGGUUGGGUUCAGUACUACUGCAAAACGGCCCUACGAGAACCGAAUGGUUUGACCCACAAAAACCAGCAAGUAUUUAUAGUUAUGAACCCGAUAGAUUUAAAUUUGGAGCCUUCAGUUUUAGGGACCAUUUCGGGACAGGAAACGUUUAAAUGUGAAGUGGAGCACAAAUUUGGAGUGAGUUGUGUUGGGUCCGGGGCUGUAGUUUGUAAAGUAACUUUAGAUCGAGGCGGAUAUGUUCCAGGAGAGAGUAUAGGAGUGUCUGCCAGUGUUUCAAACAGAAGCAGACUGACGAUAAAAAGUACAAAAGCCGCUUUGACUGAGACCAUAACAUACAUGGCCAGAGGAAAAGUCGUGCAGACGGAAAAAAGGGAGCUAGCUUCUCUCACCAGAGGAAAAAUCAGACCUCUUGAGCGGGACGAAUGGGUUAACGAACAACUGUAUAUACCACCAUUACCGCCGACGAACUUAAGAGGGUGCCAUUUGAUUAGGAUUAAUUACGACGUAUUUUUUACCAUAGAACCCAAAAGCCUUCAAAAGGAAGUGAAACUUCAAUUACCAAUUGUAAUGGCGACGUAUCCCCUAAGGACGGAAAAUGACGAAACUGGUUACAAGUCUGGUACACACUACCCAUCAACCUUACCAAUAUUUCGACCUUGGUUAGAAGAUAAGCCUUCACAGGACUGAAAUAGUCGCCAUGGUUAUAGUAUAAACGCUUGAAAUCGAGUAAUUUCUAAAUUAAUCAUCGCGAUUGGAUAUCACGGAAAACCCGAAGUAUAUUUUUGGGUCAGUUUUGCCAUUGUGAUCGAACCUUGAGGGUUGGUACUAUUGUUUCUACUAAUACAAUUAAUUAAAGGAUCGUUUCGAUUGAAUAAAGAUUUUUUCUACAGCUUUUGUGUAGCCACUUGUU